GAGGUCAGAGCAGCUGACGGGGCAGUGGCAGAUCGGCUUGUUCGAGGCGUCCAUCAAGGGUGCUGCUACAGCUGCUGCACGGCGGGCCGGCAGCGCAGCGACAUCUCGGAAGUCCUCGGCGAGCCCCACGUGUGCCGCGACGGCAUGUUCCCGUGCGGCCCCCCCUGGCGAGCCGCAGGAUCAGAGCUGCAUGUGGGCGAGGCUUUCUGCUGCCACGGUUGCGCCACCUGUGCGAGCAGGCUCCUCCUUCAGACCCGCCCUGACAGGCAGAGCGCUUGCCGCUGCGAUGGGGUGCUGUUUUUGCCAUGUGCCUCGCCUCCUGGACCGUGUGCCUCCUUCUCGCUGCGUGGGGCGUGA
Messenger RNA from Prorocentrum cordatum, 357 nucleotides. Lineage: Eukaryota; Dinophyceae; Prorocentrales; Prorocentraceae. The record is from the annotation of a GenBank genome assembly.